Molecule: messenger RNA, 5190 nt
Organism: Brachypodium distachyon (stiff brome)
Lineage: Eukaryota; Viridiplantae; Streptophyta; Magnoliopsida; Poales; Poaceae
Exons: 7
Coding region: 182-4774 (1530 amino acids)
Molecular function (GO): mRNA binding; metal ion binding
Source: RefSeq, a predicted model, not a curated record
UCUUCCUCUUCUCCCUCCGUACGGUUCCAUCUCUCUCUCUCUCACACACACAGGAGAGAAGAGAGAAGAGAGAAGAGAGAAGAGAGAAGAGAGAAGAGGGAAUCCAAAACCCCAGAAAAGCAAGCACGGGAGCCCUACGCUAGGGUUUCCUCCUGCUCCCCACGCCGCCGCCGCCGCCGCCAUGAUCGGAGGAGGCGGUGGUGCCGCCGAGGAGCACGACGAGGAGGAUCAAGCCGCCGCCACCACCCGCACCCCGCCUUCGUCUCCCUCGCCACCCACGAUCGUGCCCGCUUCUUCGCCUCACGGCCUCGGGAGGAGGCUGCUCGGCUCCCUCAUCCGCGGCAUCGGCCCCUCCUCCUCGCCCCCGCCUUCGCCUGUCCCCAAGGUCGGCCUCAGCUUGCUGCUCCAUCUCAAGCCCAACCCCAACACCAAAAGCCCUCCUCCUCCUCGCCACCAUACACCCUCCUCCUCCUCCGACCACCACCCAACUCAGCCGGCUGCGGCCCCAGGCGAGUUGCUGGCUGCCCAAGGGCUGCUGCACUUGGCCCUGGACCCAAAACACAGCUGCAGCACACGCAAGCUCACCGAUCAAGGCACAGCAGCCUGUCAACUGGGAGCAGCCGAUGCUGUUGCCCUGCCGGAAGAUCGGGACCAGCCCCUGGUGGAUGAGCAGGAAAGCGUCGUCCACAGCCACAGGCAAGGUGGUCCAGCCAGGGACGCCAAUACUGUGGUGGAUCCAUCUGGAACUGACACAUCAGCAGCACCACAAGGUGAGGAGACCCCUGUACAGGAACAGGACAAGCUGGCGCCACAUCAACAGCAACAGGAUACGUGUACCUGGGAUGGAAAUGCUGCGGAAUACAAGGAGGAGGUAGUGGAGCAAGGUGUCACUGAUGCGCACACUGCAAUCAAGGAUGAUGUCGCUCAAGAUUGUCAAGAGAAGGUGCUGCAGCAGUGCUCCGGUGAACAGUUGAGAGCCACCAGGGGUGAUCAGGAGCUGGUGGUGGUGGAGCAAGACGCCACCGACCAAUCAGAUGAAACCACACAUGACAUUUCUGUUGAGAAUCAAGAGGAGGUGGAGUGGUGCACCGCUCACGAUGAUGCUGUGGAAGACCAGGAGGCGGUGGGGCAAGAUGCCAUGGACAAAAGAUGCGAACGCACAGAUGGUAUUGCUGCCAAGGAUCAAGAGGAGGCAUUGGAGCAAUGGGCCACUUAUGAACUGCAAACAACUGAGAAUGAAGAUGCUAAGGAUGAUGAACAGGAUGUGGUGGAGCAAGGUGUUGUCCAUGGAGGGGUUGCAACCAUGGAUAGUGUUGCUGUCAGAGAUCACGAGGUGGUGCUGCAAACUGUCACUGAUGAAAUGUGCACUGCCAUGGAUGACACUGCUGUCGAGAAUCAAGAGAAGGUAGGGGAGCAAUGCACCGCUUUUGAAUUGGGAAUCACCGAAAAUGAUGAUGUUGUGGAUGAACUAUCAAGAGCAACCGACGGUGAGAACCUUGUAGUACAAGAAAAGGACAAGUUGGUGGCCAUCGGCAAACAAGAUAUCUUCUCAGAUGGAAAUGGUCCGGGAUACCUUGAGGAGGUAUUGGUUGUCAUUGACCGACAAAGCACACUCAAGGAUGUUCAAGAGAAGGUGCUGCAGCAAUGCACCACCAGUGAUCAGUUGGGAGCUACCAGGGAUGAUCAGGAGGGUCUGAAGCAAACAGAUGAAACCACAUAUGACAUUGCUGUUCAGAAUCAAGAGAGGGUGGAGUGGCACACUGCUCAGGAUGAUACUGUGGAAGAUCAGGAGGUGGUGGAGCAAGAUGCCAUCGACCAAAGGGGCGAAAGCAUAGAUGCCAUUGCCGUCAAGGAUCAAGAGAAGGCUGUGGAGCAAUGUCCCACUUAUGAAUUUGGAACAACUGAGAAUGAUGAUGCUAAGGAUUACCAGAAGGUGGUGGAGCAAAGUGUCAUCGACAAAGGGGGUGCAACCAUGGAUGAUACUGCUAUCAACCAUCAAGAGGAGGCAGUAGAGAAAUGUGUCACUUAUGAGGGAACAACCAGGAAUGAUGAUGUUAACACUGAACAGGAGGUGGUUGAGCAAGGUAUCAUCGACGAAGAGGGUCCAACCAUGGAUGAUAUUGCUGUCAAGGAUCACGAGGUGGUGGUGCAAAGUGUCAUUGGAAUGCGUGCUAGCAUAGAUAACAGUGUUGUCGAAAAUCAAGGGAAGGAAUUGGAGCAAUGCACCACCUAUCACUUGGGAACAACCGAAAUUGAUGAUGUUGUGGAAAGUCAGGAGGUGGCGGAUCAAGGUGUUGUCAACGAAGGGGGUUCAACCAUGGAAGAUAAUGCUCUCAAAGAUCACGAGGUGGUGGAGCAAAGUAUCAUUGACGGAAUGCGUGCUGCCACGGAUGACAUUGCUGUUGAAGAUCAAGAAAAAGUGUUGGAGCAAUGUGCAGUUGACGAAUCAAGAGCACCUAUGGAUGAGUAUACUGUUGGAGAAAAGGAGAAGGUGGUGGAGCAAGGUGUCACCAACAAACAGGGUGCAAUGAACAUGGAUGUUGCUGUGAAAGAUCAGGAGAAGGUGAUGAAGCAAGGAGUCAUAGGCAAUCAUGGUACAGUGCCCAUCGAUGAUAUCGCGGUGACAGAUGGGGAGAAGGCAGUGGGACAAUUUGUGAGUGGUGCAAUUAUAACAAGCAAGGAUGAGGAGGAACAUAACACGGCGAGGAACCAAGGUGUCAUCGACGGAAAUGGCAGAACCAAGGAUGAUAUUGAUGUGGAGGAACAUGUCAUCACUGAUAAAUGCACUACAGCAAGUGAUGGUAUUGCUCUGGAAGAUCAGAAGAAUGAGUCUGAGCUAUGCAUCAGUGAUGAACAUAUCGCAAGCAAGGAUGUGGUUGCUGUUUACAUUCAGGGGGACGUGUUGGAGCAAAGGAUCGGCGAUGAACAAGGAGCAACGAAGUUUACUGUUGAAAAGCAAAAUGAUGUACAGGAACGUGUCUGUCAUGAAUGGGGUGCGACCGAGGAUGAUCUUGUUAUGAAUGCGGCAGCUUCUGAAGGUAUUAGUGGAAUUUCAUCUUCUCAAUCGGUUUCUGUCACGGUAAAUGGAAGUGAUGGGGGUAUAUGGAAGGAGAAGGUUAAGCUCUGUGUUAAUUAUCCACAAAGGCCUGGGAAACUGAACUGUCCUUCUUACAUGUCAAAAGGGAGCUGCUCAAACGGGUUAUCAUGCCACUUCAAUCAUCCAUCGCUUAAAGCCAAGCCAGAUGUUUCCUGGUUUCCCUCUGAACAAGAUAACCAUGGAGUUGCAGAAAUUUUGGAACUGAACCGUGUCGGCCUCCCAAUUCGAGAAGGAGCAAGAAAUUGUGUCUAUUAUAUGCGGAAUGGUGCUUGCAGAUAUGGCAAAAGAUGCCAUUUUAAUCAUCCAGAGCACGUCAUUGAUGCUCACUUCUCUUCGCCAACAGGGUGGGAGGAUGCUUCGCCGGCUUCACGGCACAUGAAAUAUUCUAACCAUGCAACCUUAGAUGACACAUCAUACUCAAAGAAGUCUUUUGAGGGGGCAACCUUGGAUGACACAGCACACUUGAAGAAAUCUCCUGAGGGUGCAACCUCAGAUGACACAACACACUUGAAGAAAUCUCCUGAGGAUGCAACCUCAGAUGACACAUCAUACUCAAAGAGGUCUUUUGACCACGCAACCUUGGAUGACAAAUUAUCUAGCUCAGAGGUCCUGCCAGCAAACAUACUAAGAAUGCUUUUACCUCCCCAAAAAGUACCUCCUAGUACAGAAAGAAAGGUGAUGAAGGUGAAAAAGAGUUCAAAUUGGUCAUCUACUUCAGAUGAUUCCGAUGGGUGCUGUUCAGCAGAUAGUUCAGAUGGACCUUUGUGCAAGCAGGAGCAUGUGGACUACCCUGAGAGGCCUGGCAGAUCAGAUGGCCCUUUGUACAAGCAGGAGCAUGUGGAUUACUCCGAAAGGCCUCACAAGCGAGAAUGUCCCUUCAUUAAGAGAUUUGGUGAUUGUAAAUUUGAAUCAUUGUGCAAAUAUCAGCACUCGAAAGACAGAUACCCAAGUAGAUACCAUCGGAAAGAUCCAUCGCAGGGAGGAGAAGUGGUAGAAUAUCCCACGAGACCUGGUGAACCAGAAUGCCCCUUCUAUAUGAAGAACAGGUAUUGUAAAUUUGGGGCACAUUGUAAUUUUGAUCACCCAAAGGAUUUAAAUCCAACCACUUAUAGCCCAACAAAUGAAAAAAAAUCAGUUGCCGGCAGUGAUCAUCAUGCAUCUACCAGAAUCACACUAAAAGACCCUGCACCCCAACAACAGCAGUAUCCUGAGAGGCCUGGUCAGCCAGACUGCCGGUAUUACAUGCAAUUCGGGAAAUGUAAAUAUCUAUUUGCAUGCAUAUUUCAUCACCCAAAAGAUAGACUUCCAAGUGGGUGGCAUCCCUCGGAUCCAGCUCAGUCUGAUCAGUAUGAUACUUGGCAGCCCACAAAUGCUAGCAGAAUAGAGAACUUUUGCCAACAGGAGCAGAUUGGAGCUGAAAUACAUGGCAUGCCAGAAUGCCCAUUCUAUAUGAAAACUGGGAAAUGCCAAUUUGGGUCAGCAUGUGAAUUUCGUCAUCUAAAAGAUACACGAUCAACUACAGAGGUAGAGGAACAUGCAAUGUAUCCUGAAAGGCCUGGUGAACCUGAAUGUUCCCACUAUAUGAAGCAUGGCUAUUGUAACUUUCAGAUGAACUGCAAAUUCCAUCAUCCAGGAGAUCGGCUUUGUAAGAAACCGGUCGACUCGACAUACCACUGAACUCAUUCACAUCUACCACGAGAGCAGAACAACGAUACAUUGUUUCCCAUUCGGAUGCUAUCAACAGGUACCUCGUCUAUUCCUUCCAAUCUCUUGGACGGUGAUCUUUCUGGUGUUAGAGCUGACUCGAGCCGGUAUGACUGAGUGACAAGUGAAGAGAGGAGGACCUGAUGAAAAUAAAUGAGUGACAACUGAAGAGAGGAGGACCUGAUGAACAGAAAUCUUUGGCUCUAGUGUUUUUUUUUUGGAUCAUGGAACACCAGUCACGAUUGUUCUUAUGUUAAAGAACUCAUUGGUUAGCUGCUACAGCAGUUAGUUGUCUGGUUGCGGCAAUCACUUCAAACUGAUACAUUAGCAUGAUUUGCUGUUGUUGCUCUCUGUCUACUUGUUAGCAUGCAUCUAGUUGUUAGCAUACA